AUAUCCGACACAGUAACACAGUGGAUUGAAAUGUUACGAAAAUUAACGCUGAAGGGACGGUUUCUUAUGUGAACACCAACUGGAAGAGGUGUGCGUAUAAGUUGAUAUUGGAAGGAGAGGAGUAAGAUUUCACAUUAUUUGGCAUUAUUCCUGGGGAUCCCGUUUUGAUGAUAACAGUCAUGUUUGGAUAAGAACUCUGCGGCUAUGGGACCAUUCGCCAUCUUGAUCACGGUGCAGGCGCUCUUUUUUCUUACCACCAAUGUUGCAGGCAGGGUUCCUGCUGAGCAGCAGCUCUACAAGGACUUGAUGCAGGGCUAUGAGAAGGCUGUCCGACCCGUGGUCAACUCUUCCCAUACCGUCCACGUCUCUCUCAAACUGCAGAUUAUACAGAUUGUUGAUCUGGACGAGAGACAACAGGUUUUAACAACAAAGGUUUCAAUCGACCAGUAUUGGGUUGACGAGCACCUCAACUGGGACCCGGAUGAAUAUAACGGCGUGAGGAAAAUCCGAGUUUCGGCACAAGAAAUAUGGCUACCGGAUACAUUUAUAUAUAACAACGCUGACCAGACCAGCGGCUUCAUGAACGGGACUUUUGUCCAGGUGGACUCCAGUGGCCGAGUGUUCUGGCCAGUGCCCAUGCAGUUGAAGAGCAGCUGUAUGGUAAACAACAACAAAGAAUCCAACAAAGGUUCCGAAAACUAUUUCCAGGUGGAGGUGAACUAUUUCCCCUUCGACGACCAGCUUUGCGUCAUCCAGUUUGGCUCCUGGAUCUACAGCGCGAAGGUGAUCUCGUUCGACAUCCCGGAGGACAGUUCGGGGACCGACCUAAGCACCUACGAGGACGAUAGCGAGUUCAUACUAAAAUCAGUAAAGGUGAAACACUCCCAGAGCUCUGGCAACGGAGGCAGGCCCGAGGUGCACCCCGAUCUGGUUUACAUCCUGCACAUCCAGCGGCGGUUCUUCUACUACAUCUUCAAUAUCGUCAUCCCGUGCGUCAUGUUGUCGUCACUGACGUUGUUCACAUUUUGGUUGCCGGCGGCGUCAGGAGAAAAGGUGGCGCUGGGGUUGUCGGUGUUUGUGGCCUUCUCCAUGUUCAUGCUGCGUAUAGCGGAGAACGUACCGGCAACGUCACACUCUGUACCAUUGAUAAGCGUCUACUUAACAACUGUGAUGACCAUGACAUCAGUAUCGGUGAUCUUGGGGGUAUUAAUGAUUAAUUUGUUUCAAAGAGGAGUCAAAGUCCGGACUGCGCCCAAAUGGGUAAAAACUCUCGCACUUACUUAUCUUGCGAAAUUGCUCCGCAUGGAAGGGGACAUCCGGGACUUUCGCAGAAAGAACUUAAUGAGACUCAUACAGUUAUGUAAACUGCGUUCACACAAUCCUGGGCGAGUUAUGAGCAUUAAAACCCCCUCUAGGCGUUCUUCGAUGCGUUCGUCCGGCAACAGUUUUAAGACGACCAGUUGCAACAGUCUACACACCAUUCCAAAUUCUGAUGCGCAUGCGUGCUCCACCAGCCAAUCAGAGGAGCAGCAUAUCGGAGGAUCAGGAGCUCAAAAGACAUUAGACAGGCGAUAUAGCAAGAAAGAUGCUCAGUCACCAAAUUCAGAUUCAGAAGAGGACGAAUCUGGGGAGGCUGUUUGGAUUUUACGCUCAGAACUAGAGGAAUAUGAAAAGAAACUGGAGGAGAAACGCGUAAGAAGACAAAUGAGGAAACAGCGUCGAUUGAGACAGCAGCAACAGCCAAAUCAACGAUCGUCCAUGUAUUUGAAACCAUCGAGCGCUUUGAGUGACAUAAACGAUAAUACAGGCUCCGUUGAGGAGCCGCCUUCAGAAGAACACAUCGUCGAAAAUAUCAUCUCUUCUUCUGAGAUGCGGUUUAUGUACAAAAAGGCGUUCGGUCGACUGAUGCGAAAAGAAAUAGUCGUCGAGUGGCAGUGCAUAUCCAUAGUGUUGGACCGCUUCAUGUUUUGGGUUUAUUUGGUUGCCACCAUAGCUACAUAUAUCGUCAUAUUUGUGGUGGUAGUUUACACAAAACCAAACUUACAAGAAAAGAUUUCGCAAAUACACGAAUAUCCGAGUUCGAGGUACAGAGAUUUUAUGGAUGGUUGAUAAA
This is a messenger RNA of Lingula anatina, 2113 nucleotides long. RefSeq names its product neuronal acetylcholine receptor subunit alpha-10. The record is from RefSeq and is a predicted model, not a curated record. Gene Ontology annotation, biological process: monoatomic ion transmembrane transport. Gene Ontology annotation, molecular function: acetylcholine-gated monoatomic cation-selective channel activity; transmembrane signaling receptor activity. Lineage: Eukaryota; Metazoa; Brachiopoda; Lingulata; Lingulida; Lingulidae. Gene Ontology annotation, cellular component: postsynaptic membrane.